UCACCAGGGAAGCAGGGAGAAAAUAUCAUGUGAUCUCACCCGGCUGAUCCGCAUGUUGGGGAGGGGAGGCCGGCCGGGUCUGUUUCUGCAGGCCCUCCCUGUCUCCUGCCAUGGCAUCCCCAGGGCUCCCCUAUGCUGACACGGCCCCCAUCCUCAGCCAACCUGAUGACACAGAGGAUGAAGAAGGUGCUCGAUCCCAGUGUGAGAGGGAAGAAGUGGGAGAUGUGCAGACCAUCACUGGUAUCUCUACUUCACAUGCCAAGGGCAUCGUUGCAGUUCUCUUCUUUGUUAACCUGCUGAACUAUAUGGACCGCUUCACCGUAGCAGGUGUUCUUCCUGACAUUGAGAAGUUUUUUAAUAUUGAUGACAGCCUAUCAGGACUCAUACAGACAGUUUUUAUUUGUAGCUACAUGUUACUAGCACCAAUUUUCGGUUACCUGGGGGAUCGCUAUAAUCGCAAGUACCUGAUGUGUAUUGGGAUCACUUUCUGGUCAGGUGUGACUCUAGGGAGCAGCUUCACCCCCAAAAAGCACUAUUGGUUGCUGCUGCUGACUCGAGGCCUGGUGGGUGUUGGGGAGGCCAGCUACUCCACCAUUGCCCCCACCAUUAUUGCUGACCUGUUCCUGGGCGACCAGCGAUCCCGCAUGCUCAGCUGCUUCUAUUUUGCCAUACCUGUCGGCAGUGGUCUGGGCUACAUUGUAGCAUCACAGGUGAAAACACUGACUGAUGACUGGCAUUGGGCUCUGCGGGUGACUCCUGGCUUAGGACUGUUAGCUGUGCUGCUGCUGGUGACUCUGGUGCGUGAGCCACCCAGGGGUGCUGUGGAGAUGCACUCCAGUGUCCCCUUGCAACAUACUUCCUGGAUAACUGACCUGUGGGCUCUCAGCAGGAACCGCAGCUUCGUGUUGUCGUCUCUGGGCUUCACAGCUGUGGCCUUCGUCACGGGUUCCCUCGCAUUGUGGGCGCCAGCGUUUCUGUACCGAUCUCGCCUAGCCAGUGGAAGCCUUCAGCCUUGCCCUUCAGCUGAGGAUGCUUGCAACACCUCAGAUAGCCUCAUCUUUGGUUUCAUCACUUGUGUGACUGGCGUGCUGGGCGUUGGCAGUGGGGUAGAGAUUUCACGGCGCUUGCAGCGGAAGAACCCCCGUGCUGAUCCCCUGGUGUGUGCGGCUGGUCUGAUCGGCUCAGCCCCCUUCCUCUUCCUGGCUCUGGUGUGUGCGCAGGGGAGCAUCGUCGCCACUUAUAUUUUCAUCUUUAUUGGUGAGACCCUCCUUUCCCUCAACUGGGCCAUUGUUGCUGACAUCCUUCUGUACGUCGUCAUCCCCACCCGUCGAUCCACUGCUGAAGCUUUCCAGAUCCUGCUUUCCCAUCUCCUGGGGGACGCUGGGAGCCCUGCGCUAGUUGGCUGGAUUAGCGACCAAAUCCAGCACGAUCACCCUCAGUCGUUCAUGUCAAAGUUCCGCAGCCUUGAAUAUGCUUUGAUGGUCUGUGCUUUCGUGGGAGUGAUCGGCGGUGGUUUCUUCUUGGCCACCGCUUGUUUCAUCCAAGCGGAUCGUAAACGUGCUGAGCUAUACGCACAAGGUCAGCUAAACGAGUCAUCGGAAGGCGAAGAUCGCAUUGUUGUUCCUCAGUGCGGCCGAUCAACAAAAGUCCCCGUCUCUAGUGUCCUCAUCUGAAGCCUGUUCCUACCCUUGCUUAUCAAGUCUGGGGAAGGAGUAUGGACUUGUGGGCUCUGUAUGCAGAUGACCCAGGGAGAUUGGGGGGGGGCUCUCUAAAUGGAUCCAGGCUGGUGUGGACAGCUGCUUUUUGGUGUUACAUGGGAUUUUUAUAAAGCACAAACUUUAUCCAGA
Molecule: messenger RNA, 1847 nt
Organism: Eublepharis macularius
Lineage: Eukaryota; Metazoa; Chordata; Lepidosauria; Squamata; Eublepharidae
Gene: SPNS1
Product: SPNS lysolipid transporter 1, lysophospholipid
Exons: 13
Coding region: 111-1673 (520 amino acids)
Biological process (GO): transmembrane transport
Cellular component (GO): membrane
Molecular function (GO): transmembrane transporter activity
Source: RefSeq, a predicted model, not a curated record